Messenger RNA from Didymodactylos carnosus, 3345 nucleotides. The record is from the annotation of a GenBank genome assembly. Lineage: Eukaryota; Metazoa; Rotifera; Eurotatoria; Philodinida; Philodinidae.
AUGCAGCGCAUAUUAAUGCGUCGUUGUAGUAUGUCAUCGAUUGAAGAAGAAGACGAAUUAGGUAUAGAAGAAAUGAUAGAUUGGGAUAGUGAAUUAUCAGAAUCUGAAAUUGAAUUUGAUGAUAAUAAUGAAGAAGAUCCGGUUGAUAGAGCGGCAAAUAAUGCAUUAAACAAUUUUAUUACAAAUUGUGCAAAAAGAAAUUCUAAUCCUGUGCAAAGUGAGCUGAACUCAAAAUGUAGCGCUAUACCAAUAAUCAACAGAAAUUCUAUUCUUCCAUUGGCUACACAUGACGAGGAUGAUUCAGCUGAAUUAGAUGCCAUAAUUAGUGAAUUAAGGGAAUUUAAAGUUCAAUUUGAAGGUUCUUCAAAUCCGAAGCAAUCAUCAUCCUCAUCUCUAUUACAUUUACAUCCGCCACUCAAACGUCGAAACAUGGAAUCGGUCAUAUAUCUAUCGAAGACAUUGUCCUCCUCAUCCUCCUCAUCCUCAGCUUCGUCAUCUGCCUCGUGCGUAUAUGAACUUCGUACAUUAGAAGAUCAAUUAGAAGCUGCAUUAGCUAGUUUAACAAUGACCGUUAACGAUAUAGGCACUUUGAAAACAAACGACUAUUGUUGUAUAACGCAGGAUUUUGUUCAGCAACAACAACAACAGCAACGUUCUUCAAGUAGUAGUGCCUGUAGUAGUGGUCUAGGAGAUGAGAUAACAAAUGGUUUCGAUGAAUCAUUAUCAUCAAUCAACGCUGAACAACAACAAAAUAUUGAAAUGCAAGAAAAUACAAUCCUAACAUCGACAACAAUAAAAACAGAUGAUUGUGAUUCAGCAUUUUCUGAAACUGGUUCGAUACCAUCCAAUGGAAUUUUGAAAAUCAUUGAUGAUACUUUAACAAACCGAAAACAUAUGGUUCGAGAAACAUUGCCAAAAAUAUUAGUUCGAACGUACAAUGAUGAUGAAUCAACAAAAAGUAUACUUAUUGAUGAGACAAUGACAAUUCGUGAUAUUAUAUUUAUUCUUGUACAUAAGAAUCAUCGUGCAGCAGACAUCGACUUUUCACUAGUCGAAAUCUUACCAGAUUUACAUAUGGAACGAAUAUUUGAAGAUCAUCAAAAAUUAACCGAAGCUAUUUUAAUGUGGCCUAGUGUAUCGACAAACCGUUUAUUAUUUACGAAACGAACCGAAAAAUAUGGAUUGUUUCAUACUACUUUCUGUUCGGUAGGCGUACAAAUCGAAAAAUUGGAGAAAAAUAGUUCAGUAUCGGAUUAUCCAAUAGAAAAUAAUAAUUUAUAUGAUGAAUUAUUUAAAACUCCUAAUAUGGAGGGUAUCGUUUAUUUAAAAGAAAAAUCGAGAAAAUCAUGGAAAAAACAUUUUUGUGUAUUACGCUCGUCCGGACUCUAUUAUGUACCAAAAGGGAAAAGCAAAAAAGAUCUUGUUGGUUUGGUAAAAUUUGAAAAUGUUGAAUUAUUCUUUGGUAUUGGAUGGAAAAAGAAGUUCAAAUCACCAUCAGACUAUUGUUUUGCAUUAAAACAUCCAUUAAUACAAAAGAAAAGUUCAAAAUAUAUCAAAUAUAUGUGUGUAGAAACUAAAAAAGAAUUUGAUCGAUGGAUAGCAAGUAUUAGAAUAGCUAAAUAUGCGCGUCAACUUCUAUUAAAUUAUUUUCUUAUUCAAAAAGCAAUGAAUAUAUACAGAUCAUCAGGACGUUUUGCUGCUGUGUGUGCAGCUCAAGAAGAAAGUAGUCAACUUGAUCAUGACUGUCUACGAACGCCUUCUAUAUCUAAAAAAAAUCACCAAAACAACAAUAAAAUAUUGGAUUGUCAUGAAAAAAUAAAUGCCAGUGCUCAUGUUGAAAAUAGUGGCAAAAUAUCUGAUCUUUCUUCAUCAUUUAAUCCACCAAUUACUUCUGAAAUAAACUCAUCCAUAAAGUCAGCUAGCUAUAUGGAUGAAUUACGACAACGUUUGGAACGUGUUCUGUCUGAUCCGUCAUCGGCGCCUGUCAUAACUGAACAGAAUGACGAGAAUAUGCUAACAGAUACGAAUCAUUCAUUUUUAACCCAUCAAACUCCUCGUCUAUCUGGUUUACCCAUAUCAAAAUCAUUUCGUUUACAAACAUCUUCAACAGCAAAAAAUGAUCAUUCAUUCGAUGGUACAUCCGAACUUCGACAAUAUCAAGCUCACUCCUAUCGUCAACUAUCAAAUAUUAACAACAACAACAACAACAGCAAUUUAAAACCAACUUUACUCAAAAAGUCGAAUGAUGAAACAUCAACAUCAAACAUUGAACAAUCAAAAUGUGCGAUAACGAAAGCGCGAUCUCAAGUACCACUAAAAAAUACCACAGAAUUAUUAUCAUCGACUAGAUGGAAAAAUCGCCCAAUAAUUACACCACCAAAAUUAAAACAACAAACAUCUUCAGAAAUGAACGAUUCAAAUACAAAAUUACAUCAACAAUCCACAGAAAAUUUAUCAAAAUUUAAUAGACAAUUACCAGUGGUGGCGUCAACACCUUUACCAAGAAAACAGUUACCAGUUCAAAUAUCUGAUAGAAAUUUAUCAGUUUUAAACGGAUUCAAACAUAAACAGAACACCAAUGAUGAACAACAAAUGAGUAGAAGUUUCACCAUUCAAAAAACGAAACAUGAUAGUCGACAAUAUACGAACAAUUCAUCUGGACAGUCUAAAACAGAUUCAUUAAAUAUUGCUAAUACUGAUCUAUUUCCAUUAUCAUCACGAACGCUUUUAGAAGGUUUAAAUGAACAAAAAAGAUUUAGCCAACCAGGCACGGUUAAUUCAUCUUCUAUAACGCAUCAAUACGAUGUAAAUAAAUCAUCAAAUGAAAAACCCUCAUCGCUUUCACCGCCUAGAAUACAAACAACAACGACUAAUUUUUCAAUUCUAUCUAAACCAACGACUUUAGCAACACUACCACAAAAGCAAGAUUCAACUAAAUUAGGAAACAAACAGAUUUCAUACAAAACUACAGCAACAAUAAACAAAAAGACAACAUUAAACGAUAUAAAAAAUCGUCGAACACAAUCGUCCAUACCACCGACUAUUUCUUCGUCCUCUUACGUACUUAAUAAUCAUACGGAUACUAAAAAAAUAUCUUCUGACAGAAUAUCAUCAACGUCUCAACAAACUCGAAUAAGUAAAUCUCACACAACGACGAAUGUUACAGCGUCGGUUUCAUCGAUACCAUUAAACAAACAAACGAUAACAUUGACACAAGUCAAAACUGUUCCACCAGUACCACCAAGAAAAUCGAGUAUUCCUCGUCCAUCAUUUGUUAGUCAAAUGAAACCGUUACCACCACAACGUAAUUCAGCAACGACAUUAAAAAUUGUUAGCCACUGUUAA